This is a messenger RNA of Coniosporium apollinis CBS 100218, 837 nucleotides long. RefSeq lists its product as uncharacterized. Gene Ontology annotation, cellular component: cytoplasm. The record is from RefSeq and is a predicted model, not a curated record. Lineage: Eukaryota; Fungi; Ascomycota; Dothideomycetes. Bases 1 to 837 code for a protein of 278 amino acids. The transcript has a single exon.
AUGCCCCCACCCGCCCCCCACACCCUCCUCCUCGGCCUCUCCGGCCCCUCCUCCUCCGGCAAAACAACCCUAGCCCGCCUCCUCCGCGACAUCCUCAACUCCGCCUCUCCGUCCAGCACCUCUAGCACCUCCUACCCGCCAGCCUUCAUCCUCCACCUCGACGACUUCUAUAAGACCGACUCCCAGAUCCCGCUCACGCCUGCCGGCAUCCAAGACUGGGACUGUCUCGACUCCCUAGAUUUACCGAGCUUUCUGUCCGCGCUGCGAUACAUCAAGGCGCAUGGUGCGCCUCCGCCCGACCUCGUGAGCAUCCAGGACGGCAACGCCGUCGGCCCGUCUGGCGUCGCUGAUGCGGUGGUCGAGCGGUUGAAGGCGUCGCUGGGCGAGGGCGGGGGUAUGGAGGCCGUAGGACGCGCGUUGAGGCACGGGACGAGGAUCUGCAUCAUCGACGGCUUCCUGCUGUUUUCUGAGGAGAUGCAGCAGGCAGGCGUGCGGGAGAUGUUUGAUGUGCGGCUCUUCCUGCGCGCGCCCUACGCGGUUGCGAAGAAGCGGCGGGAGGAGCGGCAGGGAUACGUGACCAUUGAGGGCUUCUGGGCCGACCCGCCGGGCUACGUCGAUGAUGUGGUUUGGCCGAAUUACGUCAAGGAUCAUGGAUUCUUGUUUCGGGGCGGGGACGUGGAUGGUGAGUUUGAUGAGGAGGUACUUACGAGGUGCGGGAUUAGGGGCAUGCCCGCGGAGGCGGAGGGGGAUAUGGGGAAGUGUUUGGAGUGGGCGUGGGCGGUUGUGGGGGAGGAGGUUAAGAAGAGGGUGAGCAGUAGUGGAGAUGAAGCUGGGUGA